Messenger RNA from Vanderwaltozyma polyspora DSM 70294, 4716 nucleotides. It is a transcript of the gene RKR1, whose product is annotated as ubiquitin-protein ligase RKR1. The coding region runs from base 1 to 4716 and encodes 1571 amino acids. The transcript has a single exon. The record is from RefSeq and is a predicted model, not a curated record. Gene Ontology annotation, biological process: rescue of stalled cytosolic ribosome; ribosome-associated ubiquitin-dependent protein catabolic process. Gene Ontology annotation, cellular component: RQC complex; cytosol. Gene Ontology annotation, molecular function: zinc ion binding; ubiquitin protein ligase activity; ribosomal large subunit binding. Lineage: Eukaryota; Fungi; Ascomycota; Saccharomycetes; Saccharomycetales; Saccharomycetaceae.
AUGUCAUUUGGUUCAGUAAACACAUUCCAACAAUAUUCUGAUGAUUUUGGCUUAGGUCAUAAUGGAGUUCGAAUCUCAUUCAACUAUUUUGAUGGUCUUCCAGAACAAUCUUUAAUUAAUGCUUUACAAUCGAAUGAAUUGAUUUUGAUAUUCAAGUCAUUGUUGAAAAGAGAUGUAACCACUAAAGAAAAGGCCUUAAAUGAAUUAAUGGAAUUUAUUAACAACUUCUCAAUCAAUCAAAAAUUGUUAGAAAGUGAUAUAUUCAUAAUAUGUUGGUCUCAAGUUUAUGCGAAAUUACUGGUGAGUGAAUCAAAAAACAUUAGAAAUUUAUCACAUCAAGUCACAAUCAAAUUAAUGAAAUUAAUGAAUAAAAAAAUUGGUAAAUUUUUGAAAGAUUUGAUCCCAUUCGUUUUAUUAGGAUUUUUUGAUGUAGAUAAUUCAAUUUGUCAAACAUGUCAAGUGUCUUUAUUAGAUUGUUUUAAUAAUGAUAAAAAAAAGAUUAGCGUUUUAUGGAAUGUAUUUCAUGAACAGAUUUUGAAUUUAAUAAGACAAUCAAUUGUUUUGGAAAAUGAAAAAACCUUAUCAGAUGAAAAUUUUAUUGAUAAAGAUUUAUCGCAAUUGAGAUAUGAUAGAUUAUUUACAAGUUCUGUUAAACUAUUAAACAACCUUUUAUUGGAAAAUUCAGAAGAUAAUACGAAAAUUAAGAAGUUUAAAAGUGAAUAUAAAGAAAUUUUAAGUAAUGAACAAUUAUGGAACCAAUUGACCUUUAAAUCUUUAAAUAAUUUGAAAUCAAGUGAAUCUUUAUUGAUUUUAGUUAAAACACUUUUUGAUAUUAAAUAUUUACCCACCCAUAAGGAGGUUCUAAAAUUUUUCUCAAAACGUUUAUUAAAAGUACUACCUCAAAUAAAUUCAAAAAAUGCAAUGUCAUUUUCUAUUCAUUUUAGCCUAAUUAUUGAUGUAUUGACACUAUUAGAUGAUUAUAAAGAUGGGAAAGUUUGGUCGUACGAUAAGUCUUCUAAAUCAAAAUUAUUUGAUUUCUUGACGAUUGCAUCUUUAAACCCUGUUCCUGGCGUUUUUGAAGCUAUCUUCAAAUUCUAUGUCAAGACAAAAGAACAAAAUCUACUGGAUCGUGAUACUCAAUGGACUGUAUUAUGGUCAAACGCUCUAAAUUCAAUGAAUGAUAAAACAUUCCUAGGGAGAUACGGCGCUCAAGUAUAUUUUGAAUAUUGGAAAUUUUAUUUACCCUUCUUGGACAAUGAUGAAUUGAUCAGAGAUGAAAUUGCCAAGAGCUUUACUAAUAAAAAGUUAGUUAAUCAAUUUCCUGGACUUGUCUCACUAUUCACACAACACUUGAAGAGUGACUUCGUUCUUGAAGAAAUAAAUAAAUCUUUCUCCAUUCAAACUAUUGAUGCAUCAGUUAAAUCUAAAUUAAUCCAAAAUUUGACGAUCAUGCUACUAUCUUUUAAAAAUGCUGAGAAUGAACUCCAUUCACUUUGUGAGUUUUGUUUGAACAUUGCUUUAUCAGAUCCGACCCAAUUAGAAGGAAAUAAUUCUGAUGUAAUAGAACUUUAUCGUAUCCUUAUUAAAUCAAAUGUAUCUUUCUUAUAUGCUGACAUCGAGAAGUUCUUUAAUAAAGUUCAAAAUAUGAUCUCAAGCUCGAACUUUAACAAUCUUUCAAAUCUACUAAUUUUGUAUUCGAAUUCAUCAAACUUCACAGAAGAAUCUUACAAAUCAGAACAAGUCAAGGUUUUCCAGGCUUUUUUCGAUACCAGCCGUUCACUAGAUCUCACCCCUCAGGUUAUAUACGAUAUGCUGAGCAAAGUCAAUAAACAUAUUCUUCACUCAAUAUUAUCCUCACCAGAAUCUAAAAUUUCGGAAUAUGUUCUAAAUUUUAUUAGAUCCUAUAAUUUUGAAGACGACGGUCAUUUUAUGGAAAGCCAUUUGAUAACAGAAGCAAACAUAAUAGAAUUAUACAGAUCUGCAUUGACUUGUGGACAAAUUCCAAUUUUUUGCAAGUAUCUAUCACAAAUGAGUCCUGCAUGCACCAACCUAUUAUUUACUAAUUCUGAUUUUUUGGAGACUUCAUAUCUAAAACAUUCUGACGAAACUUCUGAUUUGAUAUUUAACAUUGCUAUAUCUUCAGUUAAAGAUGACGAUGGACUUUCUUUAUCCCUUGCCAAAGCUAUAAUUAGAGAAGCCAAGGAAUCUUUUGAUAAAACAAAGAAACUUUAUUUGGAACAUGCUGUUAAAUUAAUCAAUACUAAUGUGACUACUGUAUUAAAAGAAUUUUUCCCUAGUGAUGUUACCAAGUUAAUUGAUCAAUAUAUUUGUAAUAUUGAUGAAAGAGUAGCACUUGUAAAUGUAUUAAAGAUGAAUUCGCACCUAUUAUCACUACCUUUAGCCUCUACCACAAUUUCUGAUGUAGAAGAGUUAAUUAGAUUUGGUUUAUUUUUGGACUCUCUUGUUGAAAAAGUUCCAGAUUUUAAGAACGAUCGUAUUCAGUAUCUUUUAACAUUGAUAUUUGAAAUUGCAUCUGAUUUCAAUUGCAUAUCCGAUAAUCCAGUAGAUACUUACAUUUCUUUCAACAAUACAAUUUUCAAGGCAGAUUCUGUUACAGUAAAUUUUGAAGAAGUGGUAGACUGCUUAAUGACAGGAAAAAGCUAUGAAGAUACCUGCCCAUUAAUCGAUUUGUUGAUUAAUCAUGAAAAAAAAUCAAACCCAGUUGUUCUGUAUUAUUGGUCAAAGGCAUUAUUUGAACUUCUAUUAAACGCUGUGGAUUCUAUAUCUAUUUCCAAAUUAAAAGGAUUACUUCCAACAUUGGAAAAGUUCAUUUCGAAAACUAUCAGAUCCAAGAGCAAUGAAGAACUUGAAUAUUCCUUUAUGGUUUCAGCAGUUGUCUUAAUGAGCUUAGAAAAGUUCACUAAUAGCGAAGAAUUUACAAGGCUAAGGACAUUAUUGGCGUCCGAAUUAAUUGGUACAAAUGGAACAGAGUUGGUUAAUAGUGGCUAUAAAUCAGUCAUAUUAUUAACAAAUUUAUUACACGUAAAUGGAGCCAAGGAUGACUUCACUCCGAUUGCUCCUCAAAGACUAAAUAUGGUUAUUAAUUCAAUAAGUAAAAUAUUGGAUACAGACCUAAUUUAUGAGGAAAGCUUUAGUGUAGUAAGACUUUCAAUUUUAAACUUCUUUGAUCAGUUAUUGCGUUUUCCUGCAUUACAAAAUAUUGAUCAUUCGGUUAUUAUCAGGUUUAUUGCUGACUCACUAUCAAUGUGUCAAUUAGACGAUACGCCUUAUUUACUCGAAUUACGUUACACUUGUUUAAAAUCUUAUGAAAGAAUACAGAAAUUCGAAACAGAGUACCAAUCAAGUGAAUAUGUUUUAGAAAUAUCUGAUAGUUUGAUUGAACUAUGUUUAAUCGAGUUUCCAAAUGAAGGUAAAAAUCAAAUUUCUAUGAAUUUUUACAAUCUAUUAUCUAAGAUUAUCUUUUCGGUGAAUACCAAGACUUUGAUUGAAUUUUAUGACAGAUUUUUAGAAAGAUUUUUACAGGAUAAGAAAGAACAGUACAAUAAUCAAAAUCGACUAUUGGUCAUUAUUUUGGAGAAAUUAAUCCAUGUCAAACAACAAGAUGCUAUUGUUGAAUAUGAGUUUAGGAAACAAGAUUUGCAGAAUUCCAUAAAGCAAUCGGAUGAUGAUUCUGACAAUGAUGAAAAUAGUGAUGAAUCUCAUGGUUUAACAUCUGGGUUUGAAUUACCGCAGUUAUUAGUUGACAAUUUAAAGAAGAAUGUUCCUCAAGAGUACUUGGAAUAUGAGAAUGAAAUCAGUUACAUUAACUAUCUAUGGGAUUGGCACUUAUCUCUAAGUUUUUUCCAAGAUAUAUCAUAUAAUUUACGCCAAUUGUAUAUCGAGCAAUUAAAAAAAGAUAACUUAAUCGAUAUAAUUUAUAACUUCAUAGGUGACCAAGUCGAUUUGGAGGAUACUGAGUUUUGGAAAGAACUCGAAAAUGAUUCAAUUGUGAAUUAUAGAGUCGAUGGCGAACAAUUCUCACCAUACAAGGAUGAUAUAAUGAAUGAAUGCAAAAUUUUACUAGUCCAUUUAACUUAUAAAUUAUUCAUAAAUUUUGGUGCAAUCACCAGUAAUUGGUUUUUGAAUAUUAAGGAUAGAUCAUUACAGAAUAAAAUAGAGAAGUUUGUUUCUACUUAUGUUUCCCCGAUUUUAAUUUUACAUGAAUUGCAAGAUGUUUCCUCUAAGAUGGAUCGUUUAACUUCAAAGGAUGAUUCAUUGGAUAUUAAAAUAAAUGAAGUUACAAAGGAAGUCAAGGCAAGAUACUUGAUUGAUGAACAAAAAUUAGAGAUAUCGUUCAAACUUCCUUCCAACUACCCAUUAACAAACGUUCAGGUAAUAGGCGUUUCUCGAGUAGGAAUUAGCGAGCAAAAAUGGAAGCAGUGGAUUAUGUCAACUCAAAGUGUGAUUACGAAUAUGAACGGCUCUGUAAUGGACUCUUUAGAAUUGUUCACUAAAAACGUCAACUUGCAAUUUUCAGGUUUUGAAGAAUGUGCAAUCUGUUAUUCGAUUCUGCAUGCUGUGGAUAGAAAAUUGCCAACAAAGACUUGUCCAACAUGUCGUAACAAAUUCCAUGGCGCAUGUUUAUACAAAUGGUUCAGAUCAUCCGGUAACAACACAUGUCCAAUGUGUCGUUCAGAGAUUGCAAUCAGAAGAUAA